AAGGAAUGAUUGUUUUUUUUGUUCGCUGUUGAGUUGAAGAUUGGAACAAGAGUGUUGUGCGUUUCAUGCGCGCGUGCGCCUCCGUGCGGUGAUGUUCUAGACGUGGCUGCGCGAUUCAUCAGGCUCAUUCGAAUCCUGGACACGGACGCAAACGCACGUGGUCCGGUGUUCUCGGUUGGUGUGGACAAAUAUUAAUAUAACCACGAAUUGGUGUUGGCCAACUAAGGUGGGAAAAAUCGCUUUUAUCCAUUGGUGAACAGGAAGUUAGCACUUGUUUCCCUGCUACUACAAAGAGAGUUCAAAAACGAAAAAAGUUCAUUGCAACAUCGUGGCAGAAUAAUAAAUUACAGGCACGGUCUCUAACAGUGAAGGUAAUAAGUUGUGUACUUGAAGCAAGAAAGAGAGAAAAGUGCAUAAAAGUGAAAUGUGGAAACGAAUGUUACAUUAACAUAACUAUACUAAGCGCUUAUAGAUGGUGAAGCAGAUUGCAGGCUGUUUUUGCAGUGCCGUGAGGUAAACGAAGCAAACUUCAAGAAGCCAUAGGCUAGCCGCUGCUGGAGUCAUACCCAGCCGUCAGUUGGUGUGUGGGUCUAAGUGUUUUGUGGUGCUCUUGCAGAAAAUUUCAACGCUGAUCGAAGCUAGGCUGGAGGAAAACUAGUUUUCCAUCGGUGGCGUCGUGUUCGGAACAAGAAAAGAGCGCAAUCAAGAAAACUAGCCUCCACGUAACAUCUGAUGUAGCAACUGUGAGUAGGGUUUUAGGUGUUUGUGCGCGUGUUUAGCCGCGAGACAAAGCUAGAAGUGCUAGAAGUGCUAUCUACUAUCAUAAUACCGAAAUAUUGUGCUGAAAACCAGAGCAUUUGGAGUCAAAAUGUUGGCCACCAAUGGAAAACCGUUUUCGUUCGACAAAUCGGAGAUCAAUCCAUCGCGGAAGAAAGCAUCGAUCAAGCGCACGGUGCUUGAUGUUGUCGUUUUUCUUCUGACGUCGCUGGGCUAUAUCUUGCAGGCCAUCUACUAUCAACUAUUCGGCAAACCAACGAAAAGCAUCGAAGGAGAUGUGGCACUGGUCACUGGUGGUGGCGGAGGCCUCGGCCGGUUGCUAGCUCUCCGGUUGACCAAACUGGGCGCCAAAGUAGUGGUGUGGGACAUUAAUCAAGACGGUAUCGAUGAAACGGUGAAAAUAGUUCAUUCAGUGGGUGGCUUCUGCAAGGGAUAUAAAGUGGACAUUUCAAACAGAGAAGAGGUCUACAAAUGUGCCGACAUGGUGCGAGAGGAAGUUGGGGAGGUAUCGCUGUUGUUCAACAACGCGGGCGUUGUUUCGGGCCGAACACUACUCGACACCCCUGACCAUCUAAUCGAGCGUUCCUUCAACGUGAACAUUAUUGCGCACUUUUGGACGACAAAGGCCUUCCUGCCGUCGAUGUUGGAGCGCGAUCAUGGCCACAUUGUGACGAUCGCUUCCCUUGCGGGUCACGUCGGCAUCUCCAAACUGGUGGACUACUGUUCGAGCAAAUUCGCGGCGGUUGGUUUCGACGAGGCUUUGCGGAUAGAGUUGGAGUAUAUGGGAGCGCAUGGUGUUUUUACGACGGUGAUCUGCCCAUACUUCAUUCAAGCCACGGGAAUGUUCGAUGAUGUGAAUUCUAGGUGGGUUCCAACGCUCAACUCUAAUGACGUGGCUGACAAAAUCAUCGAUGCCGUUCGAAGAAACGAGAAGUAUGCCAUAAUACCAGGAUACCUUCAGAUAAUGCUGGCUAUCAAAUGGAUAUUCCCGUGGGGUUGCAACUCAGGCUUCCUGCGACGGCUGGUUCCGGAUGCUACGCCCCAGCACGCGGUCACUCCCUUGCCGACACCAAAUGGAGUUAAAAUGAACGAUAGCAGUCAUCCCUUAUCGACGACGUCGUCCUCCUCGGCAGAUAACAACAAUACCAAAACAUCAUCCCUACUGGUCCAUCGACUGUCCACCGGCGAGCGAGUCCUGUAGGAAUCAUGGACGCUGCAAUCCUGCUUCUAGUUACUUAACUGAAAACUAUCAUCCAUACGCUGCUAUAAGUGCAUUCGCAGGACUGACAGAUUUAUGAAUGAGAAACGAAACUAUGGAAAUCGGUUCAUCACCGGUUUUUCCUAACAUGAGGCGUGUGAAGUUUUUAAAACAGUUUCAGUCAGCUUGUCGAGAGUAGGUGCGAACCAAUGUGAUUGCCUUUUAAGGAACGGAAAUUAUAUUAUUGAAUAAAUUGCAGGUUAGGUUUAAGGCUGGAUCAUCAUUCCUAUAAGUUGGGAUAGUUAGCGGUAACGUAAGAACUACUAGUGUUAAGUCAAUAAGAACUCCUAAAACUUCCUAUUCCUGAUGACGAUAUUUACUUCCAAUAGAUUUCAGAACAAAUUUUGGCUGUUAAACUUUAGAAAAGUGUCUUGCUAUCACCUCUCAUUUAUAGUUAGCACUUAGAUUGAAGCAUUCCAAUUUGAAACUCUAUAAAUGUUCCUUGGAGCAAUAGCGCAUAAAAACUCCUCCUUCAUCACGUUGCCCAUUCUUUCCAAUUGAGAGUAGAGUAGCUGUUUUAGUACAAUAAAGUAACGUUAAACUUA
Messenger RNA from Topomyia yanbarensis, 2580 nucleotides. Its product is annotated as short-chain dehydrogenase/reductase family 16C member 6. The coding region runs from base 869 to 1978 and encodes 369 amino acids. The record is from RefSeq and is a predicted model, not a curated record. Gene Ontology annotation, cellular component: lipid droplet. Gene Ontology annotation, molecular function: oxidoreductase activity, acting on the CH-OH group of donors, NAD or NADP as acceptor. The transcript is spliced from 8 exons. Lineage: Eukaryota; Metazoa; Arthropoda; Insecta; Diptera; Culicidae.